ACGCUCAGGCGCAGUCGAGGGCUCCCCCACUCACCUUUUUAAAAAGCUCCCCCAGGUCCGUUUGCAUCCCGGCCCGAGGCCAGGUGAGGCGGCAGGAUCCCACCCCCACCCCCGCCGGAUGAUGCCCGUCUCUCUUUUUUCCUGGCAGCCCCUUGGCGCUCCGCCGCAGGUGCCCCGAUGCCCGGAGAGGAGCGGCAGAAGGGCGCGGAGGACUUUGCGCAGAGCCUUGCCAGGGCGCUUGGCGAGGUCUGCAACGCCGCUGCGAGGAAUCCUCCGCGAAGGGCGCUUGCUGCGUUUUCUUCGGUCCUCUCUGCCUGCGCCCGGGCUUGUCUUUGCGCACCCGCGUGUCCUGUUUGCGUUGCCUCUCUCUUUCAGCGGCGUUGCGCGGUGCCUGAAGGGAUCCACAGGACCUCGCCAAACACUUUGGCACGAUGACAGCCAUCCUGGAACGGAUCAGCACCUUGUCCGUCAGUGGACAGCAACUCCGCCGGCUCCCAAAGCUCUUAGAAGAAGGCUUCCCCAAGAUGCCUGGCACCGUCAAAGAAUCGGAUGUCCCCCAGCUCUUCCGGGAGCCGUACAUCCAAGCUGGGUAUCGCCCCACGGGGCAGCAUUGGCGCUACUACUUCUUCAGCCUCUUCCAGAAGCACAACGAGGUGGUGAACGUCUGGACCCACCUGCUGGCAGCUUUGGCUGUGCUGCUGAGGUUUAAUGUUUUUGCGGAAGCGGAGGAGUUGAGUUUGGAAGUCCAGUCCCUGCCCCUCUUCCUCUUCGUCCUCUCCUCUGUCACGUAUCUUACUUGCAGCCUCUUGGCUCAUCUCCUGCAGUCCAAGUCUGAGAUGUUCCACUACACCUUCUACUUUGUGGACUACGUCGGGGUCAGCGUGUACCAGUACGGAAGUGCCCUGGCCCAUUUCUACUAUAGCUCUGAUCAAGCCUGGUAUGACAAGUUCUGGCUCUUCUUCCUGCCGGCAGCUGCCUUCUGUGGGUGGCUCUCCUGCGCCGGCUGCUGCUACGCCAAGUACCGCUACCGACGCCCUUACCCCGUCAUGAGGAAGGUGUGCCAGGUGAUCCCAGCAGGGCUGGCCUUCGUCUUGGACAUCAGCCCCGUGGCGCACCGUGUGGUCAUGUGCCACCUUGAAGGUUGCGAGGAGACGGCUGCCUGGUACCACACCUUCCAGAUACUUUUCUUCCUCGUCAGUGCUUAUUUCUUCUCCUGCCCGGUUCCCGAGAAGUACUUCCCAGGUUCCUGCGACAUCGUUGGCCAUGCCCACCAGAUCUUCCACGCCUUCCUGGCCAUCUGCACACUCUCCCAGCAGGAAGCCAUCUUCCUGGAUUACAAGAACAGGCAAGACAUCUUCCGCAGGCGGCAUGGACCCCUCUCCGUCAUUCUGUCCUGCGGCUCCUUCUUUGGUUUAGUGGCUUGCAGUGCUGUCACCGCACACCUCCUGCAGCGCAGGAUCAGGGUGGAUCUGGCCAUCAAGGAAUCCUGAGGGAUCGCCGUGGGGACAGGGCUCAGGCCCGGCCUUCUUGAAGGAAACCAGCAAAGAUGAAACUGCGUAUAAAUACUGUAUAUAAGUAAAUUAACAAAGGGAGUUGCCUCUAUAAAUUAUAAACAAGGAAUUGCUUGCAGUCUGGAACUACCAUAAAAAAGCUGCCUUAUGUCCUAAACAUUUUUUUUUUUACUGCAGUGUAACAGUUGCUGGCCAAAGAAGCUUUUUAGGCAGAUGUUUCUAAGUUGUCCUGAGUUACCUGCUGAAAUUUGUAGGUAUGUCAAAGAGAAGUGGGAACGGAUAAAUAAUAUAAAAGGGAAGGACUACGGAAAUGCUCAUUUACAAAGGCACAAUUCUAACCGAAAUACUAAAUCUGUGUCUGUUACAAUGGAUGUCAGGGUUCACGUACCUGAAAACCAAAAGUAGGAGUGUGUGUGUGGAGGGAAUCCCUGCAUAUAGCAAAGUAGCAUGUCAAGGAGAAGACCAGACCAGACCUCAUCCACCUGCCAUGCUAUUACAGGAGUUUUGUUUUUGUUAUGGGAGGCAUUUAAUAGUUUCAAUUGCUACCUGCAACUGGAGACAGCACAUCAUAAAUACAGGUUUGUGAACUCAGGAGAACUGGGUUGUAGAUCCAGGUAUAUGGUGAAGAUUGACAGGGUUCAGGGACAUAACCCAAUUUGGUCUGUUCCAUUUUAGUUACCUGUGGCCUUCAGGCUUGAACUGCCUCCUGAGUUGUAAAUUUCAGGAAUAAAUAUUUUACAAGUCAGUAAUAGUACAGAUAGUGCAAACAGGAGUAAUGCUUGGUCUCAGUGAUCUGUUUACCACUCUGAUUUAGGUAUUUGUGAAUUCACAGCUCCUUUGUGGAAGAGAGCGAGCCACCUUUUCUUCUAGUAAGAUGCCCUGUACUAGUAUGUCCAAAUUCCGUUUUUCUUCUGUGGGAUCCUAUUUGUUUAAUCAUAGCAAACGAUUCCCCCAUAGCAAAAGAGAAACCUUCCUCUAGGUGUGUAUCCUCCCCCCCCCUUCUGUCCCUCACCUCACCUCCUGAGUUGGUGAAGAGGAAGCCAGGUAAUGUAGCCAUAUAUGCAAUUUUAUCUUGCUCACAUAAUCUGUUGGCUCUCACAAUUUUUCUUCCGUUGUUGAGAUGUUUCAGAUAGUGCAGCCGGCUUCCCUCUGCAACUCGCUUGAAGGAUCUUGGGAUGUGGAAAAGAGGAGGGGAGAACAUUUCAGCAGAACAGAUAUGAGAGAAAGGGAGGGGUGGGAGUCCAUUUCGAUGGGGUGCAGCUGGCUGUGAAGACUGGUUUUGACAGGAGCUCUAUGACCAUGAAAUUGGCUGCUUCUCCAUCAUCCUCCUGGAUCCUCUGAUUAUGCUCUGAUUGUGAAGGUCUGUAGCGUCCAUCUCUCUAGAAAAUACAAGAUCUUCUUGUAUCUUCCAAAGACUGUUAUUUUUGUGUAGCCUAGUUCCUCCUUAGCCCAUUUCUGUGGCCUCCACUGCACACUCCUGUUCAAAUCAGCUGUCUGGGUAAUGUGGUGAGACUUUUCUUCUCCCUUCUUUACCUUUACACAUAGCCAGAGAGGGGCUGGCGAUGUCUUCAUCCGAUGCACGUUGCCUGUUUGGCUUCCCCAUGCCUGCAACCUCUCCCCACAGCUCGAAAGAAGCCGUUUUUGUUUGUGCAGUGGCUGUCUCAAAUGUACACACCUCCACUUAACCACAAAAUUAACAUGAAAUCAGAUGGGAAUUGGUUUGUGGAAAACCUAAGACAGAUAUGGAUUGUAGCUAACGUCAUGUACAGCUUCAAACACCAGCCAUGGGAACGAACUGGAACCAGAGUAAAUGUCAUGUGUACACAGGCAGCCUAAGAUAGUGGAGCUUCAAACACCCCAUUCACUUUCAGCUGUUCCUGCUAUCCUUCUACUCUGCAUGGGGUGAGCUCUGGGACCUGUGUGUCUUUUGAGAAUGAGAUACAGUCGUACCUUGGAAGUUGAACGGAAUCCGUUCCGGAAGUCCAUUCGACUUCCAAAACGCUGGGAAAACCAAAGUGCGGCUUCUGAUUG
This is a messenger RNA of Podarcis muralis (Common wall lizard), 3542 nucleotides long. RefSeq names its product progestin and adipoQ receptor family member 8 (gene PAQR8). Gene Ontology annotation, biological process: response to steroid hormone. The record is from RefSeq and is a predicted model, not a curated record. Gene Ontology annotation, cellular component: plasma membrane. Gene Ontology annotation, molecular function: steroid binding; nuclear steroid receptor activity. NCBI's taxonomy places the organism in Eukaryota, Metazoa, Chordata, Lepidosauria, Squamata, Lacertidae.